Coregonus clupeaformis (lake whitefish) is the source of this 5060-nucleotide messenger RNA. RefSeq names its product nuclear FMR1 interacting protein 2 (gene nufip2). Bases 133 to 2067 code for a protein of 644 amino acids. Gene Ontology annotation, molecular function: RNA binding. Gene Ontology annotation, cellular component: cytoplasmic stress granule; nucleoplasm. The record is from RefSeq and is a predicted model, not a curated record. The transcript has 4 exons. NCBI's taxonomy places the organism in Eukaryota, Metazoa, Chordata, Actinopteri, Salmoniformes, Salmonidae.
AACACGCCCAACGGCAUCCACGAAAUGAAGUCAUGGGCGUUGAUAGGGCAGACCGAAUGUUUCCGCUAUGCUACUGGCUAGCUAGUUAGCUUACUAGGGGAGGCUGCCUUCGUGGAUUUGCAUUACACUUCAAUGGAUGACCGGACCGAUGGAUGGGUGUCUGAUGGAUGUUUGAAGCAUGUAGACGAGAGUCGCCCUGGUCCACCGAACGCAUGGGUAGAAGAUGAUCAACACCACCAGUACGAGGAAGCGCAGACGGAGAAAACGGGUAAUGGAAAAAUAAAUGGAACCCCAGUGGAGAGAGAGGACAACCCUUCUGCCCCUGUUCCUGUGGAUGCCCUUCAUUACUCGAGCAGCAGACAACUUAAAACUUCUAACUUGAAACCAAAACCUCCUGGGAAGCUCCUCGCCACUCACAGAAAAGGCAGUAGCAAUAGCCAUUUUAAGAACAGUAUGAACUGCAAAAAUGACACGCCUUCAGAGUUGAAAACACGUGAUAGCAAGAGUGAGUCCAUUGCUUUACCAAAUGGCGUUGUGCUCCUCAACCCUGGCCUUUAUGCUAAUGGUUACCCCAGCAAGCCUGGACCAGACAGUGGUGGCAGUGGUUCUGAGAAUGGAUACAUCACUCCCAAAAAACGCUGGGCUCAGCGGAGUGCAAUGGCUGAGGAGAGUGUGACUGCUGGGCAGGAGAAGGCUGUGCUACAAGCAGCUAUGGUCCCUAACAAACAUGAGAUGGAGCCUCACACUCCAGAGGCUGCUGAAACCGCAGCAGAAUCUCAGUCUCCCACCUCCAUCACAGGUGUCCCACCUGUGGUACAGGCCCCUGUGGAUCAGGUUGGUGAACUACAGUGUAAGAACUCUGAGGGCAAGGCUGCAGCAGGCUCUGUUAAAAAGCUGGAAGACAGACCGGGCAAAGCCAAGCUUACCUCCACAAAAGAGGACUCAUGGACCCUCUUUAAACCACCCCCUGUCUUUCCUGUGGACAAUAGUAGUGCUAAGACAGUGCCCAAGAUCAGUUAUGCAAGUAAAGUGAAAGAGAAUCUAAACAAAGCAGCAGCCCAAGCUGCAGGUGACACCUCAUUUCCCCAAUCCCAGGUGCCCACCAGACUCUCCCAAGUCCCCAUGUCUGCUGUCAAAACCAUCACCUCCCCUAGCUUCACCAAUGGACCCCUAUCUGGAGAGGGGAAUAGCUGCCCCCUCCCUGCGCCCCUUUUUACCACUACUGUUUGCACUGCCCCAAUGCCUGUCUCCCCUCCCCGCAAGUGGGAGAACGAAGCAUCCUUGUCCAGCAACGGCACUGAUAUGUCAGGCGCCCCCUCCAUGACUACCAGAGAACUGAGAAAGGCCAGUCUCCUUGUUUAUCCCCUGGCCACUUCAAAUAUGCAACCCGCCCUCCCCAGCGCCCGCCAAGUGGACUCACCUGCCGCUAAGACAAAUCCCAAAGCUCUGGUGGACAUUUUCCAGAACCAGUGGGGGCUGUCGUUCAUCAAUGAGCCCAGUGCAGGGCCUGGGGUGGGGCCGGCAGUAGUGGGACAGCCAGCCCGGAAAGGCCAGAUCGUGGAGAUCACCUUUCAGGGAGGCGGCCCUGCAGCUUUGCCUCUGCAAGUCUCUGCUACCUCCACUCUGAGACCCGCCAAGCCCCUCUUCCCUAAGGCUUACGAGCAGGACAAACAGACUAUCUCUCAAGCCCCUAGCAGUGUUGGGAAAUCAGGCCCUCCCUUGGCUCCUGGCCCUGAUGCUGGGCUGGGAGGCCAAGCCCCUGGCCCAGACACUCUGAGGGGUGAGGCUGGGAGUAGAGGUGCCAUAGUGUCCUCCUCUUCUAAGGACCCUGGUGCUGAGCUGCCUCUUGCCUCUCCUGCUCAUCCUGUGUCUGCUUUGGCCAAGGAGCCCAGCCACCCCAAGGGUUGCGACCCAGGAUCUUGUUGGGGGGCGUUCGAUCUAAAAGCUGCUGUUAUUUAUCACACUAAAGAAAUUGAAUAUAUUCAGAAUUUACAAAAACAAGAUUCAAAAGGAGUUGUGUUCUAUGACCAGUCCAAGGAUGGGCCUGUUCAGUUAAGUCAUGACUGAGCGCUACGCCCUCUCCUGGCUGCCGCCUCAUGAAACGGUGCCCUGGAGGUCACUUAGAACUGCUCCCUCUCCUUUUUGAGACUCACGUUACAGGACUCCUUUGAUGUGAGCAGUUUGUGCCGUAGAGGGGACACAGUACAGCAGCACCACAGACAGAGACUACACUGAGCCUCUUACAGGGAUGCUGUCAUUCGGGAGAUUACAGGAUGGUUGAACAGUGGGGAAACAAGCUUUUUGACAUGAAACGUGUCCACAAGAGUGACUCUUACAUUUCUCCCUCAAUUUCCAUGUUCAGAGACAGGCUUGUUGAGGACAUCAUGUGGGAUGCUCAGUCAGUCACCACCUUGGCCCCAUCUUUGGAAUCACAGGAUACUGGAGAGAGAUGGCCUCUCCUCUCUCAGCCUGUCAUGGAAGAGGAAACAUUUGAUUUCUUUAGGAAUUCAAAAUGUUCACAUUUGAACUGUAAGGUAUCACAGAUGCGUAAUUAUGAAUUCAGACCGAAACAAAUGGGAAAUACUUUAACGUUUUAGAAUGGUUGCCUUGUAGAUGUGAAAACAGUGUGGCGGCAAGAAAAACUAGUUGGGGUUUUCUGCUCGAAUUCUAGAUUAAAGUAAACCAAAUAUCAUGGGGAGGCUUUUGUAAGCCCCUGCAAAACAAAUGUUUUAAUUUGGGAUUACGGAGGGGUUGGUUCACAUGUUAUUUUUCCAUGUUAACUGAAUUACACUAAUUAGAAAUCCCAGGUCAUUGGGUGGACGGAUGGAACUUCUUAUUUGUGUUCAAGGUUCAAAUCAUGAGAACAUGCAUCCCUCUCCCGUCGAGGCCUAGUCUGUUGAAUUUCAAAGUACGGUCUCAAGUCUUAGGGCUCUGUUAAUACCUGACUCUUUUUUGGGAUGUUUUUCCUCAGGAUGUGUGGUGGUUACCAACACUGCGCAGAGGCUAUACUUGCGUACAUUUUCUUUUAAGAUUUAGGUUUUGGAGUUCUGGCCACUUUUUUUUUUUUUUUUGUCUCAUUGGUUUUUGCACAGAAUAGACGCUUAGGCAAUGUCCACUUUUGUACUGUAGGAAUGCUUUAGAAUGAGAGAUUCACACAGGGCAGUAUUUUAACCAGAAAUAUGCAAAUGUUCAUGUUACAAGUCUCCUAUUGACAUCAAUGCAGGAUUUAGCUGAAAUUUAGGACCGAUGUCUCAAGUCUGUGUUUCACCUCCAUAGGAGAAUUGUUAAAUUCAUAGGGAAAGGAAUUUUUGGCUUAUUUGACCAGGUUAGGCUGCUCAUUUCUGUUUAGUUGAGGAUUUGUCUCUCUCCCAAGUCCCCAUACGUGAAUUUAAUCAGCCUACAUUAUGAUGACUGAUCAGCACUUUAAAUGUAGAUUAUCUAUAUAAUUAAAGCAUAAUAAUAAUAAUAAUAUGCCAUUUAGCAGACGCUUUUAUCCAAAGCGACUUACAGUCAUGCGUGCAUACAUAUUUUUGUGUAUGGCAUAACAUUUUAGUAAUUAACUAAAUUAAAUGUCUAAUAUUUAUCCCAGCUAACUCUUUGGCUCCUAACAAUCACAGCACCUUUUAAAUAGGAUAGUCUGUUUAUGACCUAAUACAGUUAUUGGUUGUUUGGCAAUGUUGAUCAUUAAUGGGGCCAAACUAAGCCAGGGGACAUCUUUUGAACAUUCUGUUUGUCUAUAAUAGGGUAUUAUUUUGGUUUAGCCCUUAUUUACUUAAACUCUUGUUCAAAUUAAUUUCAUCUGGGGAUUGUCAGGCUGCGAUCAGUUUUUGCAAACUUUUUUGUUGGUUUCUCCGACUUUGGGUCAUGCUUUAGGUAGUCAUCAGUGUUUUAAUUGUCAGGGUUAAUGUGAAAAUAUGAAAGUCUUUGUAUUUGACUGAUAAUGGCACAUUUAUGGCACCUUAAUUCCUUUUAGUUUGUGUCCCUCUAAAUCGCUAUUAAAAUAUUGGAAAACAAUCAUAUCUCUGACAGUUGAAUUGGGAACUAAAAUGAUACCACAGUGUAGGCAUCAGCGACCGGUGUAAUAGAACAUGCUGAAAAACCCAGUUCAAGGACUGCUGUCUUCUGUUAUGACAGGCAAAUAGCCUGUGUGUGUGUGUGUGUGUGUGUGCAUGAUGUUUAUCUUCACAAACAUGGUCAAGGGUCAACACAAAAUACAGGGUGCUUUUUAUAACAAGAACAUCGGAAUUGCAUCUACUUAGUCAAGUAUGUCGUCCGUCCGUCCCCCCGCAAGUUGUGCCAUGUCUUGACUGUUCAUGCUGUCUUGUAUUAAGUUAUGUUCGUUUGUUGCUCACUUUUCUUUUCCUGCUGUAGUUAUGGUAAGAAUUUUAACAAAAUUUGUCGCAGUUUAAAAAUCUAUUAAAAAUGACAGCUAAUUAGCUGAAAGUUCCUGUAUUCUUAUCUGUGUUAUUUAAAUAACUUACGGCUGCACACUCAAUUAAAUAUUUAUUUACAAUAACUGCCCCUUAAAUUAAAUCAGUUUGAAUCAUUCAUUUUCAUAUAUUAGCGGUUUUUCCUCCUCUUCUCAAGAUCUGAGGUUUGAAUGGAUCAAGAGACACACAAAGCCAGAACUGUAUAGAGUAAUACUAGUGGACCUAACAGAUUCUACAAAAUAGAGAUGUGUGCAGAUUCUACACAUGUUGUGAACGCACACCUACAGUGGCUAGACAAGGAAGUGGUAUGUGUGUUUGAAUCAUAGCUCAACACUCCCCUUUACCAAUAGAGUGAGUAUCAGUGAGCAGGAAGAGGACAGACAUGUCUGAAAAUAGAGAUGUGUGCAGUAUGUUGACGGAAUAUAGAGAUGAGGUACUACCUCUUUAACCAGUUACUUUAACAUAAUUUGAUGCUUUAUUUUUUUUCUUCUGUUUUCUCUUGCUGUUGGUGUGUCCUGUUAGAUGUCAUGUAUAGAGACUAACAUGCUGGAAAUUGUGAAACUUAACAGGAGAUGAAAAUAAGGGAAAUAAUUUGUUUGACAUUGUAUUAAUAAAACCUUGUUGAAAUUA